Dentiscutata heterogama is the source of this 560-nucleotide messenger RNA. Lineage: Eukaryota; Fungi; Glomeromycota; Glomeromycetes; Diversisporales; Gigasporaceae. The record is from the annotation of a GenBank genome assembly.
GCAUAAUGGGUUAAGACCUCAAAGGGGAUCUGCUAUGGUUGCACUUAAAACGCUUGGCUCUUUUGAUGAAGCAGCGAGUAUUAUAGAUGAGAAAGAUUUUGAAACGCGUUCGGAAAUUUAUGUGGUAACUUUUCUCGUACAGACAAAUCAAAUUGCUAUAGUAAUGGAUUUCUAUGAAGGUGGAAGCUUGCGAAAUCUUCAAAAGCAAGAAUUCUCUUGUAUAGAGUGUAUAGACACCAUAUUUAAUAUUGCUUUAUGUCUUGGAUAUAGGCACUCUUUUGAAACUUUUCACUGCAAUUUACAUACCAAUAAUAUUCUGUUUACAAAACACAAUAAUUAUUAUAAUUUUCCUAAAAUUUACAACAAUUGGAACAUUGUAAUUUCUGACUUUGGUUUAAAUAAUGUGUUUAAUAAUUUAGCAGCUACUCAAGGAGGAAGUUAUGGUUCUAUACCAUAUAUUGCACAAGAAAUCUUUAAGGGCUAUCCGCACUCUAGAGCGACUGAUAUAUAUGCUCUGGGAAUGAUCAUGUGGGAACUUUUAGCUGGUGAGCCACCAUUCA